Molecule: messenger RNA, 2402 nt
Organism: Vicugna pacos (alpaca)
Lineage: Eukaryota; Metazoa; Chordata; Mammalia; Artiodactyla; Camelidae
Source: RefSeq, a predicted model, not a curated record
UAGCCCGCUUGGACAGCUGCGUAGACUGAGCGCGACACAGCAGGAAGGCAGGGAGUGCCGCGAGGAGGCCACUCACCAUGGCGCUGGGCUUGGAGCAGGCGGAGGAGCAGCGGCUGUACCAGCAGACGCUCCUGCAGGACGGGCUCAAGGACAUGCUGGACCACGGCAAGUUCCUCGACUGCGUGGUGCGGGUGGGUGAGCGGGAGUUCCCGUGUCACCGCCUAGUGCUGGCCGCCUGCAGCCCCUACUUCCGGGCGCGCUUCCUGGCCGAGCCGGAGCGCGCAGGCGAGCUGCGCCUGGAGGAGGUGUCCCCGGACGUGGUGGCCCAGGUGCUGCACUACCUGUACACGUCGGAGAUCGCUCUGGACGAGGCGAGUGUGCAGGAUCUGUUCGCCGCGGCGCACCGUUUCCAGAUCCCGUCCAUCUUCACCAUCUGCGUGUCCUUCCUGCAGAAGCGCCUGUGCCUAGCCAACUGCCUGGCCGUCUUCCGCCUCGGCCUCCUGCUCGACUGCGCACGCCUCGCCGUGGCCGCCCGCGACUUCAUCUGCGCGCGCUUCUCGCUGGUGGCCCGCGACGCCGACUUCCUCGGGCUCUCGGCCGACGAGCUCAUCGCCAUAAUCUCCAGCGACGGCCUCAACGUGGAGAAGGAGGAGGCCGUGUUUGAGGCGGUGAUGCGAUGGGCGAGCAGCGGGGACGCCGAGGCGCAGGCGGAGCGCCAGCGCGCGCUGCCCACCGUCUUCGAGAGCGUGCGCUGCCGCCUGCUGCCGCGCGCCUUCCUGGAGAGCCGCGUGGAGCGCCACCCUCUCGUGCGUGCCCAGCCCGAGCUGCUGCGGAAGGUGCAGAUGGUGAAGGAUGCACACGAGGGCCGCCUCACCGUGCUGCGCAAGAAGAAAAAAGAGAAGGGAAAGGAGGCAGCGGGGGCUAAGGCCUCUGACAAGGGCACAGCCGAAGCCAAGGCGGAGGAGGAGGAGGAGGAGGCUGAGCGAAUCCUACCCGGGAUUCUCAAUGACACCCUGCGCUUUGGCAUGUUCCUGCAGGACCUCAUCUUCAUGAUCAGUGAGGAGGGCGCCGUGGCCUAUGACCCGGCCGCCAACGAGUGCUACUGUGCCUCACUCUCCACCCAGAUCCCCAAGAAUCACGUCAGCCUGGUCACCAAGGAGAACCAGAUCUUCGUGGCUGGGGGACUCUUUUACAACGAGGACAACAAAGAGGACCCCAUGAGCGCUUACUUCUUGCAGUUUGACCACCUGGACUCAGAGUGGCUGGGGAUGCCGCCGCUGCCCUCGCCGCGCUGCCUCUUCGGCCUGGGAGAGGCUCUCAACUCCAUCUACNCGGUACCGAAUCGGGUACGCCCCAAUGUGCGCUGGGCGGUGGAUGCAUGCAGAGAUGCGGACUGACAGCGCCCUGCUCCCCUCCGCUCCAGGUCCUUCAAAUGGGGCGAAUCAGACCCGCUGCCUUACGCCGUGUACGGCCACGCAGUGCUCUCCCACAUGGACCUUGUCUACGUCAUUGGCGGCAAAGGCAGCGACAGGAAGUGCCUGAACAAGAUGUGCGUGUAUGACCCCAAGAAGUUCGAGUGGAAGGAUCUGGCCCCCAUGCAGACCGCCCGCUCACUCUUUGGGGCCACCAUCCAUGAUGGCCACAUUGUUGUGGCCGCGGGGGUCACAGACACAGGGCUGACCAGUUCAGCUGAGGUGUACAGCAUCGCGGACAACAAGUGGACGCCCUUUGAGGCCUUCCCACAGGAGCGCAGCUCGCUCGGCCUGGUCAGCCUGGCGGGGACCCUCUAUGCCAUUGGCGGCUUUGCCACGCUGGAGACUGAGUCCGGGGAGCUGGUUCCCACAGAGCUCAAUGACAUCUGGAGGUACAACGAGGAUGAGAAGAAGUGGGAGGGCGUCCUGCGGGAGAUUGCCUACGCCACAGGUGCCACCUUCCUACCUGUGCGGCUCAACGUGCUGCGCCUGACCAAGCUGUGACCCGCCCAGAGGGCCUGGCUGCGCUUCCCCGCCCCACGCUGCGGCCCUCCCAGGCCUGGCCUCCUGGGGGAGGAUCGGGGAGGAGUCUGGGAGAGGCAGGGCCCACCUGGAUCCCAUCCCAUCACGGUGCCUGAGGGGCUGCUUCAGCUGCCCAGUGCUAGCCUUUCAGGCAGGGAUGAGAAACUUCCAGCCUCUCUGGUAUAUCCAUUUCCCCCUGGUGUUCUUGGUCCAUGAAGCACAACCUCAUGGGUAUGUCCCUGGUACCCAGCCCAGCCUGGCUGUGCGUGCCAGUCACUCUCCCACAGGACUCAGUCUCCCCGGCUGUCGGAUGGGGAGUGUUCCAUCAAGUGUACCUUGCAGCCUGGGUAAGUCUCCUCCUGUAAGAAGAAUAAAGUGCCUUCCAAGCAGAGUGCUCAGGGUCUGGAA